CAGGAAGUGAGUGGCGCGCGGACUUGUGGGAACAGUUUGAUGACGUCUACUCUUGAAGUAGAGGAAUAAUAUCGCAGCUCAUUGCUGCACAUCUAUCAUUCGCAGGUGUUAAUUUUUGACGUGGUGUAACGAGUGAAAGAUCCCAGACUUAAAGAGAAGGACUUCCCUCACAGGAUGGGGGCCGCAGUAUCUCGCUGGAGGACCAAGCCAACCACUGUGGAAGUUUUGGAGGGACUUGAUAAGGACAUCCAGUCCCUUGAGGAAUAUCGGGAGAAGAACCAGAAGCAGCAGAAGUUAUGGCUUUACAGGUUGCUGUUAUACUCGGCACUGCUUUACCUCAUGGCAUCUAUAGUCAUCUAUGUGUGGUACAUCCCCGAACGACUAAUAGGAAAAUUAAUCGUGGCAUCACCGUUCUUCAUAUUUCCUCUGUUAGUUUGGCUGUUAAGGAAAUUGCUGAUUGUGUUAUACAACAAACGAACCGAGAGAAACAAUGAAAAAUUAGAAGAGCUGAAAGCAGAGAAAAAGAAAAUACUUGAGCAGGUGAUGGAAACUGAAACGUACAAAAAUGCUAAACUGAUUCUGGAGCGGUUCGAUCCAGAAUCAAAGAAGAAACUUGAGUUAGAUGCUCAGCCCAUAGGUCCAUCUGCAACCCCAAGACAAGGCCAAGAGCUGCGUCAGAGGCACGUCACCCCUCGUCCUCUUGGACGUCCACCUGCUGGCCCUGCAACUUCAGCCCCUCCUACCCCACUCUCUGCACCUGGUGGGCCGCCUGAAAAGAUUCUGUCCGCCUCCACUCCGCAGGGUCUGAUACGGAGACCUGGAACCCCAGCUGGCAUGGCAACCCCGGGGAUGAUGGGAAUGCACCCUCCAGGACCUCCGCUGGUCCGACCCGUCCUCCCCAGAGAGAGAGGUGCUGUGGACAGGGUCAUUGAGUACCUAGUGGGUGAUGGACCUCAGAACAGAUACGCACUGAUAUGCCAGCAGUGUUUGUCUCAUAAUGGCAUGGCUUUAAAGGAAGAGUUUGAGUAUAUUGCAUUCAGAUGUGCCUACUGUUAUUUCCUGAACCCUGCCCGGAGGAUGCGUCCCCAGGCCCCGCGUCUCCCAGAAUCCUCUGCAGAAACCAAGAUGAGCCAAGACCCCCCUGCUGUUGCCAUGGAGACGGACCUGCCUGUCUCUCCACCUGUGCCAGUGAGUCCAGGACUUGUAAAGGCAGAAGGUUCAGAGCUCUGUGCAGAAGACGUCCCGUCUGAAGAGAAGAACCCUGAAAUUCCAGAAGCUGAAACCAGCCUGCCUGAGAGCGCUGAUGAUGAGAAGGAUCUAUCUGCCAUGGAGGUGGAGUGAGAGAGAGAAAAAGAAAGCCUGCUAAUAUAAAGCUGUAUAUCAUAAGUGUGUUUGUGUGAUCAUUUAAGCAUUUAUUUCCUAAAUCUUUACCUUUUUAGGUCAUUGCCUGUCAUUUUAAUCUCACCACAUGUAGUAUUUAGUAUUGCAGUGUUAUUUCAUAGGAUAUUGCACUGAACUCUGAAAAACAUUCUGCUUUAGGGUCAAAUGAAUUUUGUGAGAAGUAAGCAUAUAUUUUUUAUAAAAUGAAUUAUAAUGCUGAUAAAUAAUAUAUAUAUUUAUAAUAAUCAGUCCCAUUGCUGAGGUACAUUAUAUAAUAUAUUGUUUUUGUUUACAUGUAAUGUAGCUGCUCUGUAAGGGUUCAGCACAUUAAUGUUCAUUUAUCUUAUAUUUUUUGGGAGAAGCAGCUGUUGAUAUGCAUUUCACUCCUUAUGCAAGCUCUGUUUUAUAACUGAAUGUAUUUAAUAUACUUCUUAUCAAUGCAUAAUAAUGCCAGAAUGUUCUCUUGGUGCCGGUUAUUACAAGUGUAGCCUACAGUAGGUGCUGUACUUCAGAGAGAUGCUCUCAUGUUUACAUGUCUGUCCUGCCAUAGGAAUGUCUGUUUAUUUAUUACUGCACAGAAAUGCUCCUUUAGUAUUUUCAGCCCUUAUGUGCCUUUAUGUUUGACAUUUUUCAAAAUAAUAAAAACAUGUCUUGUCUAAAU
This is a messenger RNA of Paramisgurnus dabryanus, 2041 nucleotides long. It is a transcript of the gene lnpka, whose product is annotated as limb and neural patterns a. Gene Ontology annotation, biological process: endoplasmic reticulum tubular network organization. Lineage: Eukaryota; Metazoa; Chordata; Actinopteri; Cypriniformes; Cobitidae. Gene Ontology annotation, cellular component: endoplasmic reticulum tubular network. The record is from RefSeq and is a predicted model, not a curated record.